Molecule: messenger RNA, 2526 nt
Organism: Brassica napus (rape)
Lineage: Eukaryota; Viridiplantae; Streptophyta; Magnoliopsida; Brassicales; Brassicaceae
Exons: 4
Coding region: 1105-2337 (410 amino acids)
Source: RefSeq, a predicted model, not a curated record
UUAUCUUCCUCGUUACUUUUCUCUGCAAAUUCUCUCCCAAACCUUGCAAUCGAUUUUCUCCUUAACCUUCCCAUACUAUGGAUCAUCCGAAAGAAGGUUCCGGGGAAUCCGGGAUGCCUCCCUCUGCUUCUGGAGCUAAACUACUGAAAGUUAAGCAAGAAGUCGGAGCCAAGAUGAGGAAGGGGAAAAAGACAGCCAGGGAGGCAAUCGCGACCAGAGUUUCUAAACGGAAGAAGAAAGACGAUUCUAGUGGGAGCAGUCCUCACUCGCCUUCGUUGCUGAAAAAUCAAGACGUGGUUAACCUCAUGGUUCAAGCUCUCGGCCAAAAGGAGCUUGGCCGUGCCUGUAAUUCCGACGAAACCCCCGAGACCGCUCCGGAGGGUUGGUUCUGUUGCCAUGAGAAGUACAUCUCCAAGUCUCACUUGAGAUUUCCUCUUCCGACCCUACUGCUUGAUCUACUAGAUCAUUAUCAGUUAGCCCUUUCCCAACUCUGUCCCUCGGUUAUCCGGGUGAUAAACGGCUUUAUCACUAGGUCCAAAGAGGAGGGGGUUAGCGUCGGUCUUACCGAACUUAUGAGCCUCUUUUCCCUGAAGGAAAGCGCCUCUAAGGAGGGUGGUACCGGGACCUACUACCUCCCUAGUCGUCCCAAUCAUGUUAUCUUCAGAUUCUCUAGUAGUGAUGAUGACUGGAGGAAGAAGUAUUUUUACGUUAAAGUUGAUCCUUCGACGGUUCCUGUGGGUCGGAACCUUAGGGUCACUUGGACUAAUCCAUCUGGUUAGGAAUUCUAGGGAUAUGCUUUUUCCGUUUUAUUCAUUUAUGGCCGAGUAACCUUUUUGCUCUGAUUUACUUGCAGAAAUCGAAGAUCCUCCGAAGCUCUCUACCAAGCUCACCAGGGCUCUAUACCGCAAGUUGCAGCAGAGUCCCUGUACCUGGGUAGCCUACACCACUUCUCGAAUAAGUGCAGCCAGAUUCCCAGAUACCUACAACGCCUCUUUCCAAGAUCCCAUUCCUGCUGAGAACCUUGAGAUUUCGGCAGGCGAUUCAGUUGUAUCGAUCUCAACUGGUGCUAGUGCUUCGGGAACUGAAAAGUCUCAGCCAGGUGACAUGACUCUGCGACCAUCAUUCCGUUCUAGGGGUAACCCCUCUAAAGCUGCCAGUGCUUCUCGUGGAAGCGACAGGAACCAAGGAGGAUCGUUCCUUAUCUCAAUGAAGGAAGUUUUGGACGACGGAGGAUCCAAACCUGUUGUCGAGACUACUCCAACUGAGGUUGUAGCUCAGGAUGCUGCUCCUCUCCCUGAGGUCCAGGUGCCGGAGGCUGACUACCAGGCUCCGAAGGGUACCUCUGAGGUCGAGCCGUCGAGACACAAGAGGCCCAGGACCGAUCAGGGCGGAGCUCCCACCCGUUCUUCUUCCUCGUCCUCUAGAGGAGGGACUGUUGGGUGGAGCUUUACCCAUUCGAAGCCUGGGUCGAUCCUGGACGACUCUUGGGGCCUAGCUGCGAUAAUGAGGCACCUGAAGAGCGUGGGAUGUCCCCUUCCAGCGCUCAAGGACCUGACUAACCGAGAUGAGUAUCUCGAUAUUGCCCACUGUAUGGGUCAGUUGGCUGGGGCUGUUAACAGGGCCCAGCUCAGGUUUGAGAAUGCUCUGUGUGCUGCCCCCAAUGCUGGUGAACUUGCUGAGGUUACCGAGAUGGUUAAGGCAGCCAAAGCCGAUCUUGACCAAGCCCGGGUUCGAAUUUCUGAACUCGAAGCCGAAGUGACGAGGCUAGGCUCGAAGGCCGAUGCUCAGCAAGGAGAGAUCGAGAGUCAAAAGCUCGAUAUCCAGGUGAAGAGCAGGAGGAUCAAUGAUUUGGAGGCUGCUCGAAAGAUAGCUGAGCAUCAAGUACGUGAGCUCAUUGCCUCAUCCCAGGAUAGCCAGAAGAACAAGGAAGCUGAAGUCAAGCUGGCUGUCAGGGAAGGGAAGAAAGAAGUCGCCGAAGCUUACGGCAAGAUCCUGGUCUGUGUUAAGGAGAAGUUUGCUAGGAAGAAAGAUGAGGUCAACGCCUUGGUGUACGCUCAGGAGCUCCAAGCUAAUGCCGACCUCUUGAAGGAUAUGCUGAACAACAAGAUCCAAAGCGUUGAAGAGGAGUACAACCAAUUGGUGGCCUUAUUACCAGAAGCGACAACUGCGUAUGAGAAGGCUCAAGUCUCUGACUUCUCGGUCAGCAAGCUUCCUCUUCCCCAGAUCUCGGAGAGUUCAGCUCCAGUCGAGGCAGCAAUAGGAGGUGAUGGCAAUGUGGUCGAUGAGGGAGUUCCUGCCGGUGCUGGUGAUCCGAUUCAGGAAGAGAAGGAAGAUUGAGAGCUACGGCUCUUUUAGCUUUAUGUUUUGUGUUUUUAAGACUUCGGCCUAAGGGCUUUGUUUCGUUAUGCAUUAUGACUUAGUGCCUGAGGAGGCCUUUAAACCUUAACACUUGCUGGAUUUCAAUAGCCUGGGGAGGCUUUUAAACCCUUUCUUAUGUUUAAAUCGUGGCUAUUAUUUCUGUUUUAA